Messenger RNA from Bursaphelenchus okinawaensis, 3381 nucleotides. The record is from the annotation of a GenBank genome assembly. Lineage: Eukaryota; Metazoa; Nematoda; Chromadorea; Rhabditida; Aphelenchoididae.
AUGACCAGUUAUGUUUUAUCUUGGGUUAUUAUAGUAGUAUGUCACAAUGUUGUCACAAGUCUGGAUGCUGUAAGUUUUUUUACUAUUUAUUACUAUUAUAUCAUGAGGUUUAACUAUAAGAACUAAUACUAUUGAAUAUUGAGGUUUAACUAUUACGUAAUAACUAAAUUAUAAAUUUUUAAAUUAGUUUUUCAAAAUUUUGUUUGUUUUUCAGACAGAAUACCUCAAAAACUUCGGUUACCUACCAAAAGAUCAGCCAGGCCAACCUCAAGCCAUGUUAUCUCCAAACAGUCUGAAGACGGCCAUAAAAGAACUACAGAGGAUUGGAGGCAUCAGACAGACAGGAGAGAUGGACGACCGAACUCAGGAGCUUCUGAAUGAGAAACGGUGUGGGAUUGGGGAUGAAGAGAUCGUCAGAAGUGGCAGAAGAAGGAUCAAGAGGAAACUCAAGAACGCAAUAGUUUGGCCUAACAAGACCAUUACUUACCGGUAAUUUUGGGCUUGGUCUGCUUAUAUUGGAUAUUUAAUGGUAGCCCGCUGAUCUUGACUUUUGAGGGCCUGGAGGGGGGGGAGGGAGGAGAGCAAAAAUUUUUUAAUCAAAGGGAACGCGUUCAAAUACCUUACCUUAGCCUACUCUUUACUUUGCCUUACCUUACCUUACCCUACCCUGCUCUAUCCUGCCUUACUGUGCCCUGCUGUACCCAUUCCAGUCCUGCCUUGCUGUACUCUACCUUUUCUAGUAUCCUCUCAACAAGCAGCUACAGUAUCUUUUGAUAAAAAUUUUCUGAGAAAAUGCAAAUUUAAGUGGAAUUUGGUCUUAUGGAUAAUAUUCAGUAAUUUUCGCACAGAUCUUGGUCGUUUAAAGUGGGCGGAUAAAUUGAUCGGAAACAUUACAACAGACCCUACUGUUUAUUCGAUUUCAUUUCGAAUUUAAAAUCUUUGUACGUAUUUUGUUUUGUUUCUCUGCAACAUUACUUUGGUUAACAGUUAGACUUGAAAGUAGUACUAAUGGUUUUUGAAAGUAUUACUAUGGUAUUACAAAAUUUUUUAUGUGCUAUUACCAUUAGGAUUACUUAAAGCAUGGUAACUAAAAUAUGGCCAAACUUACUGUACGUUCAGAUAGUUUACUCAUUAGAUUGUCUGAUUAGUUUUUUAGGAAUCACAACCUAAAUGAGUAGACCAUCUGGGUGUUACAGUAAUAUGAUUUUAAUGCGCGGGCUAGUUUCUUCGUAUUUUGCUCAUUUUUUAAUAAAUGAAAACCUUGUAUAAUUACAGUAUUAUGCUUAAAUUAUUGUGCUUUACAGUAAUACUUUGGGUGGCAAAAAAUAAUGUCAUAUUCUGACUUUAAACUUCGUAUUUUACUUAUAUACUUUUGAAUUUUUGGACCAAACUCAAAUCUAAAGUGGCAGUAAAUGAACAUGACUAUAAGAUACUUAAAUAUUAGCCUAAGCUAAAACUUAUUAUUUAAUAUUAGUCUAAAAUAAAAUUUUUAAACUAAAUUUUUACAGUGUAGUAAACGCACCUCGCACCAUCCCAGAGAAAGGCUAUGUCCGCCGUGCCUUGUACGAAGCCACAAAGAUCUGGAACGGCGUCUCAGAGCUCUCUCUUCAAGAAUCGGCUUCUCCAGAUUCUCACAUUCAGAUCCAGUUUCUGGCUGGACCUCACGGUGAUGGUUACCCAUUUGAUGGUCGAGACUCCAUUCUGGCCCACGCCUUUUAUCCAGGCGAAUCUCAAGGUGGAGAUGUUCACUUUGACGACGAUGAGAAUUGGGGAUUUAUGGCGAAUCCGGUAAAUAAGGAGAUCAACUUGAGGGUGGUGGCUGCUCAUGAGGUCGGGCAUAGUUUGGGACUGUUCCAUUCUGAUCAUCCUGAUAGCAUCAUGUAUCCGUAUUAUAGGUAUGAUGAUAGUAGAGAGAUUAGGCUGCAUUAUUAUGACAAGGUGACACUUCAGAGGCUUUAUGGUAAGGUUUUGAGCAUACACAUAGUAGAAUAAAGCAAUAUUUCAUGAGUUUUUGAUUAUUUUCAGCGGUUUUUACUGUGUUUUGUCUAGUUUUUUGGAUAAAUGAAUAAGGUUUGAUAUUGUUAUAGGCCGAGGAGACUAUCCAGUGCCAUCUCCAAAUGAUUACAAGCCAAGGACAACACAAAAGCCUACUACAACAACAUCAAGGACCAGGGCGACACGAAUUGAAACGACGACAAAACCUCCGAAUAAAGAGAUUGACUUAUGUGAUACUGAUGUAGAUGCUGUUGGAGUGUUUAGAUCGGAAAUAUUCUUGUUCAAAGGGGAUGUUUUUUGGAGAUUGGAUCAGAAAGGUAGUGUUAAUACUAAAAUAUUAUGGUAGUAAGUCAUAUAAAUUUAGACCUUUUUAUUUUUGCAAAUUUGAAAUUUAAUAUUAAAUUUAAACACAGACGUUUACUUAAUGGUCGUAUUUUACAUUAAAAAUAUUAAGGAGAAUUGGUCGAAAAACCUCGGAAAAUAGUCGAUUUCUGGCCAUCUUUACCUACUCCAGUCGACGCUUGCUUUGAAAUCAACGACCAAGCUCAUUUCUUUGUUGGUCAGACCAUCUACUCGUUUUAUGGCCAUGAACUCAACUAUACUCGACGAUUAUUCGAUAUUGGUAUACCAGAAAAUGUGAAGAAUAUUAGACUUGCUUACGAAUGGGUUUACGGUCUUCAAACACGAUAUUAUCUAUGGGGAGAUGAAGAAUAUUGGAAGUUGGAUGAGACUAGUUGGAAGGUUGAGGUUGAUUAUCCAAGGAAGAUUGAUGACAAUUGGAAGAACAUACCACAAAGCGUGUCAGCGGCGUUUUCGUGGGAUAAAAGUAAGUACCUUAUACUAGGCUUAUCUUAUUUUGCCUUGCCUUGCCUUGCCUUGCCUUGCCUUGCCUUGCCUUGCCUUGCCUUGCCUUGCCUUGCCUUGCCUUGCCUUGCCUUGCCUUGCCUUGCCUUGCCUUGCCUUGCCUUGCCUUGCCUUGCCUUGCCUUGCCUUGCCUUGCCUUGCCUUGCCUUGCCUUGCCUUGCCUUGCCUUGCCUUGCCUUGCCUUGCCCUGCCUUGCCCUGCCUUGCCUUGCCUUGCCUUGCCUUGCCUUGCUUUACCCUACCUUUUCUAGACUAGGCUUUUAUAACCCUUUUCUUGAUAUUACCUUACUUUUUAACAUCAAUACUAUUUUCAGGCCUGUACUUCGUUGGCAAUGGUGAGAUGUUCAAGUUCAGUUCGUUCAAGAUGAGUGUAGCUCCAGAUUACCCACAAUCUUUUCGAAAUGUUUUUAAGUUCUGUAUGCCCAAAGCUGAAGCAUUAGUCAGUAAUUCAUCAACUUUACAUGUUCUCAAGUUACUUUACAUUGUAAAUAUGAUCUGUGUAUAUUUUAUUGCAUUGUUGUAG